UCUCAGGAGGGAGGCUGGUGUGGCCGGGCAUUGCAGCCAGGCAGCGUGUGCUCAGUUUCAAUAUCAGCUUGCCCUUUGCUCCUCCCUGUGUGGCAGUUGACAUUCCUCUCUCCUCUUGGCAGAGGCAGUCAGGAGUGUGUGACAGAAGUUUCAGACUCUGAGGAGCUGGAAGUGCAACCUGGGGUGUGGCGGGCGGGUGGGCGGGCGGGCGGGCGGACUCCCUGCUCCUGAUGCCAGCCUCCCGGGGAACUUACCACACUGAUCAUCCCGGAGGAGUUGAAGUUUGCAGCCUGCUAUGGAGCUCUCCUGCUUCGGCAGCCACCUGGGCUGGGCUGCGUGUGUGCUGGUGCUGGCCCUGCUCCUCCGAGCCAGGAGACGGGGCGCCUGGCUCCCCCGCAUGUCUCCCACUGACCUGACGGGCAAGACAGCCAUUGUCACAGGAGCCAACUGCGGGAUCGGGAAAUACGUGGCCUUGGACCUGGCCUGCAGGAACGCCCGCACCAUCCUCGCCUGCCGCAGCAGAGAGCGGGGGCAGGCAGCAGUGGAGGAAAUCCAGAGGGCCACCGGGAACCCAAAUGUGCUUCUGAGGAUUGUGGACAUCAGCAACAUGGCCUCCGUCCGGCGCUUUGCCAAGCAGAUCCGGCAGGAGGAGAAGCGACUGGACAUCCUGGUCAAUAACGCCGGAGUCACAGGUUGGUGGCGUCGCGUAGGGAUGGGGACAGGCCUUCAGCAGAGUGUGCCCAGCCCCUGCCAGCAGAACCCCCCUGCCCUGUGCCACACGCCAGCCACCUCUGCCCAGCCCCUGCCAGCAAAACCCCACCUCCCCUGUGCCACACGCCAGCCACGUCUGCCCAGCCCCUGCCAGCAGAACCCCCCUCCCCUGUGCCACAUGCCAGCCACGUCUGCCCAGCCCCUGCCAGCAGAACCCCCCUGCCCUGUGCCCACAUGCCAGCCACGUCUGCCCAGCCCCUGCCUGCAGAACCUCCCUCCCCUGUACCACACGCCAGCCACGUCUGCCCAGCCCUGCCAGCAGAACCCCCCUCCCCUGUGCCACACGCCAGCCACGUCUGCCCAGCCCCUGCCUGCAGAACCCCCCUCCCCUGUGCCACACGCCAGCCACGUCUGCCCAGCCCCUGCCUGCAGAACCUCCCUCCCCUGUGCCACACGCCAGCCACGUCUGCCCAGCCCCUGCCUGCAGAACCCCCCUCCCCUGUGCCACACGGAAGCCAC
Molecule: messenger RNA, 1230 nt
Organism: Chrysemys picta bellii (western painted turtle)
Lineage: Eukaryota; Metazoa; Chordata; Testudines; Emydidae
Source: RefSeq, a predicted model, not a curated record